Messenger RNA from Exophiala oligosperma, 2079 nucleotides. RefSeq lists its product as uncharacterized. Lineage: Eukaryota; Fungi; Ascomycota; Eurotiomycetes; Chaetothyriales; Herpotrichiellaceae. The transcript has 4 exons. Gene Ontology annotation, molecular function: zinc ion binding; DNA-binding transcription factor activity, RNA polymerase II-specific; transcription cis-regulatory region binding. The record is from RefSeq and is a predicted model, not a curated record. Bases 1 to 2079 code for a protein of 692 amino acids. Gene Ontology annotation, biological process: positive regulation of transcription by RNA polymerase II. Gene Ontology annotation, cellular component: nucleus.
AUGGCGCCUUCAACCACGAGAAUUACCGUCAACAGCGAGGGCCGAAGAACGAAUUCUCUUGGAUUCGCAAAACAUGAUUGUCAUACAUGUUCGGCUCAGAGGAGACCAUGCGACCGCCAGCGUCCACGGUGUGGACCCUGCCUUUCUAAUCGCCAGAGGUGUGGUGGUUUUGCUACGAACCUGGUCUGGAAAGAUGUCGAAAUUCCCCCGUCUGCAUCGGAUCCAGUUUUGAGCACCGGGUUUGGUAUUUUCAGCUCAAAUUCAACGGUUCGCCAAAAUGAACCUACAAAGAGGAACAAUCGUGGCUUCAAAUUCGUCAAAGGCCGAAUGAAGAGAAAACGGAAACCAAAAGAGCCUCUUUCAGAAUCGAACUCACUCCCGAUUGCGAGCGAGUGUGAGGAACUUGACUUGAUCGGCCAAAACGAACUGCCAGAGAUACAUCCAUCGGCAUGGCUCGCGACCCCAACAACAGCAUCUAAUUUAUCUUUUUCGGUAGAAGCAGGCGAUGAAUUGAACCUUUCAGACUGCAUGGGUCAAUCCUUUGGAAGUGGUAUGACCGACGUCUCUCAUGGCCUAUCUGUUGCUAACCCCCAUUGGUUGUCAGGACCCGAUGUGUUCUAUGGUACAACAAGCGACAGUUCUUGGUCGGAUUCGCCACCUUCGCCGAAUGCCAUGUCUCCAUUACCUGCCAUGCUGUCCUCAAUCACAAAUGCUGUCGAUACAUUCCACCCCUCAAUGUUGGGAAACUCCGAAUCCUUCCUAGGAGGCCCCCUUGCAACAAGCUUUAGCCCACGCCCACUCGGUCAUUCCACGUCCUCGGUAAUAGACGAAGAUGACCAAGAUAUCACUGGCGAACGAUAUCAUCUUACAGUUGGAGUUCUCCACCAAGAUACUGCGCAUAAAUAUGGACCAAUACUCGAAAUGUACAAUGAAGAAUUCUCCAUGUUCCCUCUGACCAUGGACUGCCCGAUCAAUCCAUUCCGUGUCCGCAAAAUUCGUGCAGGAGAGUCCGACUUCCUUCUACACGCCAUAGUGGCAAUGGCUUCACAACAUCUUGCGAAACAAACCAAUCGAGCAGACCUGACCCUCCAAGUAUAUGAUCACCGUUCAACGGCUCUCCGUCUGUUUGCCCAAGCUCUUUGCCAGUCGGACCCAUUCACCCUUCUAGACGGACUUCUCUUGAUCAUAAGUCUUGACCUCACCCAAUCUGCCCUCGGCACAUGGGGCAUUCACCUGGAUGGGGCUCGAAGACUCCUCGAGGCUGCCAACGCGCUGAAGAUCAGCCAGAAAAGCGCUCGCAUACGGGCGCAAAUUGCAUUCCUGGUUUGGUGGGACGUCACCCUCGCCUUUAUAUCUCGAGAAGACUUGCGUCUUCCACUGUCAUACCUCGAUAUGUUGGUGGAACAUGGUGACAGUCCAGACUGGUCAUUCUUUGCACUGAAUGGGUGCCCGAUCGAACUCGUGGUCGCCAUGGCCAAACUUGCCAAACUGGCAUCGAUCUAUGAAAAGACUCAACAGAUGCAAUGGACAAUAUUUGACAGGACGCCCGUGGGCCAGGUCAUCACCGAGGUCAAAGAUUUUGUCAACAGGGAAGAUGCUACUCUGACAGAUGUCGGGCUCGCAGAAGAUGAUCUCGAUGCAAAGCGGGAUCGAUUUCAUUGUAUCGAAGCCUGGAGACAUGCCAUCCUUCUCUACACCUAUCGGGUAUUCGACCGACCCCAAGACUCGAAGGCCCUUCGAGUGAUCAAUCACUUGACCCGUGUCACUCUUGAUCAUGUUCGAUGCAUCUCUCGGAGAUCGUUCAUUCAGAAACAAGUCCUCCUUCCUGUAUUUUUGGCUGGGUCAGAGGUCAGCCACGAGCAAGAUCGUGCAUUCAUACGAGAAUACUGCAAACAUUGGAGUGCUGCCGCCAGAUUCUACAUGUUUGAGUCUACCAGAUUCCUUUUGGAAGACAUCUGGGAAGACUGGGAUUCAUCAACGAGAGAAUCGUAUUGGUGGGGGCUCAAAGUCGGUCUCAGCAAUGGUUACGGCGGAAGAGACGAAAGUAGUGAGAUGCCUCUGCAGGUCCUCUUAGGCUAG